CGUCAACUGAAUUAUUACGUCACUGAAAUGCGGCUUGGUUUGUCUUUACCAUUGUAUCGAACCCAUUUAAACAUUUGGCCUUUUGUGCACCUGAAACUUGCCGCUUAGUCGUGAUGGCACACACGUUAUCUUCCGGGCCACCAAGCUCGAUAAAUAAUUUACGACAUGUUGUCCUACAACAUCAGCUUAAGCCAUGCCAGCCGCCGGUCCCAUGGCGAAAUUGCAACCAUGUGCAGUCGGAGUGCUCCACUUCGUAUCACCUAGAUCCUACCCAAUUACCGCGAGGAUGGCGUAUACGGUCUCAUGCGGCAAGGAAAGCUCGCAAUCAGCCGGAGCCGGAGCAGACCGUGGAGCCGGAGCCGGCUCCUGCGCGACGAAGGACGCGAAAGACAAAGACUCCGCCACCACCACCGCCACAGGAUUAUGAAGAUGAAGGGGAAGAACUGCCAGAACCUUCAAUGACGGCCGUGGCGCCAGAACAAGGGAAGCGGGGUCCUAGCAGCAAACCGACCACAACAGCUGCAGCCAAAGCUGCUAAAUCUCAGCAAUCAGAAGAAGACGAGCUGUCUGGGGUUGCCGUCAUGGACGGCGACAACGAGGGGGGUGUCGUACAGGAGGAUCCAGCCAGGCCACAAAUUGAAAUCGACCGUGAUCUGUACGACAAGCUCGAUGAUGCCAUGCACGGCGAGCCCAGCACGUGGAUGGACCUGCCCAUGCGCAUGGUGCCCAGCAACGAGGAGGACCAGCAGCGGCUGGAACAGGUGAUCCAGAUGGAGACCUACUUUGGUCGCAUCUGGGAGCACGAGGAGGUGGACGACCUGGCCUUCUUCGAGGCGGAGAAGAUGAGGGACAAGGCCCACAACAUCUACGCCAACACGCACCGCGUGGCCCGCAUGAUGCAUGUGCUGGAGGCGGAGGACUUCCGGAUGGGAGAGAAGCAGACGCACUGGUCCUCCUGGGCGCGAGCGGAGCUGCUCUUCUCCACCCACUACGACGAGUUCAACGAGGCGGUGAAGGCCAACAUGGACAGCAUCGUACGGCAGCCGCUGGACGAGGAGCUGCGGGAGCGGCUGGAGGCGAUUGGCGAGGCCAGCCUGCUGCCGCCCACGGAGGCGGAGGUGGCGCAGAUGGCGGAGGCGGAGGCGGCCAACACGCCGGCGGCGCUGAGGACCAUGUCGCGGGAGGAUGUGGCGCGGCGGGCGGCGACGAGCCUGCUGGAGGGGAUACUGCCGGGGGUCAGCCUGGCUAACCCCAUGGAGAGGUAUGCCGAGGACAUCUACGACGGGGAGGGGGGCGGCGAGGAGGCGACGGACGAGCUGUUUAGCAUGAUGGGAGAGGGGGCCGACGGGGAGGGGGAUGAGGAGGGGGCGGGGGCGGAGUGAGAGGGCGGGCGCAGGCGGGGUGCGCUUGUCACUUUGCCGCGGUGCACUGCUGCCGCCCGUAGUGCUGGGAAUCCGGAGGCAGGUUGGAAUGGGUGAGCGGGCUGUUGGCACACAGGCGGGGGAGGGGCCUGUGCGGCCCGACAUCGGGCUGGACGUGGGGGUUGGGGGUGUGGGUGGGGUCAAAGGGAAACCACACCCCUGCUAGUGGAAACCACAUAUGAAGGCGAGGCAGUAGGUUUAGUUGGGGUGAGAUGGGGACUGUGAGAGGGCCAACCUCGGGGUGUUUGUGCGGGGCAUUGGGGAGGGGUGCAGGCCUGCAGGUUCAGCAGGGCGCGAGGAGGGGGACGAUUGGGAGUCACGGGCUGGGCGGGUGAGUCGUGGUGAGUGCGAGGGUGGAGGGGCGGUGCUGCGAAGAGGAACACGUACAGGUGUAGGAAUGGAACUGCAUGGUGGGGGCAUGCCUGGGAAGGCGACACAAAUGAAAGUAUGGACCGGCGGAGCAUGUACGGGCGACGUGAAGUCGGGGAUGGGCGCUGGCACUGCUGGUGGGGUAGCGUCAGGUACCUGGACGAUGACACACGAGCAAGGGUGCUUGUAACAAACGUGGUCCCUGUUCCUGAUGGCACAGUGCAUGUAGCUGCUGAGCGCGUGAAG
Messenger RNA from Astrephomene gubernaculifera, 2036 nucleotides. The record is from the annotation of a GenBank genome assembly. Lineage: Eukaryota; Viridiplantae; Chlorophyta; Chlorophyceae; Chlamydomonadales; Astrephomenaceae.